CCGCGCGCUUCACUCGAAAUCACAAAUCACGCGCGCGUUUACAAAUAGCGUGUCACAAAUCCAAUUCUCUGAUUCUUCGAAAAUGGGGAGAAAAAUGAAAUCUAGGGUUUCGGAGGAAGAGGCGGCCAACCCAGAAGUCGAGGAUGACCAGCCGCAUCGUGAAACCCUAGCCCAGGAGAAGAGCUUAUACGAGAUCCUUGGUGUGGAGAGGACAGCAUCUCAACAGGAAAUAAAGAAGGCUUACUACAAAUUGGCUUUGCGUCUACAUCCUGAUAAAAACCCUGGUGAUGAGGAGGCCAAAGAAAAGUUUCAGUUAUUGCAGAAGGUGAUAUCUGUUCUCGGUGAUGAGGAGAAGAGGGCACUGUAUGAUCAGACUGGUUGUGUUGAUGAUGAGGGCUUGGUAGGGGAAGCUGCUCACAAUUUACAGGAGUUCUUUAGAUCAGUUUAUAAGAGGGUUACGGAAGCUGAUGUUGAAGAAUUUCAUGCUAACUACCGCGGAUCCGAUUCAGAGAGGAAGGAUCUUAAGGAUCUUUAUGCCAAAUUCAAAGGCAAUAUGGAGAGGCUCUUCUGUUCAAUGCUUUGUUCUGAUCCAAAAUUGGACUCACACCGCUUCAAGGAUAUAAUUGACGAAGCAAUUGCUGAAGGUGAACUUCAGUCAACCAAAACAUACAAGAAAUGGUCCAAGCAAGUGUCAGCAACAAAGCCACCCACCAAUCCUCUUGCUCGGAGGGGGAAACCAAAGAAGCAACCUGAAAACGAUCUGAUGGCACUCAUAGCUCAACGUAGAGACCAGAGGAAAGAACAAUUCAACUCAGUACUUUCAUCCAUUAUAUCUAAAUGCAAUGACAACCUGACCGUGGAACCUUCAGAAGAAGAGUUUCAGAGAGCACGGCAAAGGCUCGAGAGUGACAAGCAGACCAAAAAACGGAAACGCUAGUAAAGUAUCAAUCAUCUCCAAAGCCAUUGCCCCCCAUUUACUCUGGUUUUAUCAAUUUGCCAUCAAACAACUCCUUUUCCUUUGUAAGUAAGUAGCUUGUGAAGAAAACUCUCCCAUGUCAUCUAAAACUGUACUUAUCUUAUCAAUGUUAUAUUAAUGCAUCGAAUCAUGAGAUAAAACAUCA
Molecule: messenger RNA, 1121 nt
Organism: Dioscorea cayenensis subsp. rotundata (Guinea yam)
Lineage: Eukaryota; Viridiplantae; Streptophyta; Magnoliopsida; Dioscoreales; Dioscoreaceae
Product: chaperone protein dnaJ 6-like
Exons: 8
Coding region: 83-937 (284 amino acids)
Source: RefSeq, a predicted model, not a curated record